Messenger RNA from Oncorhynchus keta (chum salmon), 11180 nucleotides. RefSeq names its product unc-13 homolog Bb (C. elegans) (gene unc13bb). Gene Ontology annotation, biological process: synaptic vesicle maturation; dense core granule priming; synaptic vesicle priming. The record is from RefSeq and is a predicted model, not a curated record. Gene Ontology annotation, cellular component: neuromuscular junction; terminal bouton; presynaptic membrane. Lineage: Eukaryota; Metazoa; Chordata; Actinopteri; Salmoniformes; Salmonidae. The transcript is spliced from 32 exons. The coding region runs from base 4774 to 8880 and encodes 1368 amino acids. Gene Ontology annotation, molecular function: calcium ion binding; phospholipid binding; syntaxin-1 binding.
CCUUCCUUGCACAAAAAGAACAGGCUGUAGAUUUCUCACUAUAUAGACUGAACAAAGUCAGAAUGGAUCCAAGACAACCCAAUCAUGCCUAUCAGAAUACAUAUAUGGAGGUCAUAGACCUUUCAUGUUCUAACAGGGAUCAGGAAGGCCCUUAUUGGAACAAUCAGCAAAUGAAGGAACUUCUCUCUCAAAAGGUUGCUGUCUCGCACAAUGCUACCCCCACCACAGAUUCCUCUCAGCAACGCUUGAACAACUGUUACCAGCCUCGUCAAAGAAGGCAUUCAUCUUUUGGGGUCAGAGUCAGGCAUGUAGAUGACACACCAGAGGAGGAAUGGAGACAGAGAGUGACUCCAGGAGAGGAAAUACCCAAUCGGCAUGUCAAGAAGUUCUCUUCAUUCAUUUCCUCAAUCGUUGGCAAAACCGCUGAGUCAGAUUUGAACAAAGGAAGAGCUGGCUUAGCCUCUUGUUUUAAUGGAGAACAAUAUAAACCACCUGGGACUGAGGCUACCCCUGUGGACCAACAGGCAAAGAGCAUACUUUCAUCAGGUUUCCAGAGUCUCAAAUCAAAGAUUAUCAAAGAAGAUCCCCCUGCUACAACAACUCCGGGUCAGAGUGCAGUUCAACAGACAGAGAGACCAGCCGCAUUCACCUCUUCUAGAAUUCUACCCACACCUCCCGCAUCUGGACAAUAUGGGCAACCUCCAGCACAACAACCAACUGUUACUCAGAAACCUAGACUUGCACGACAAGCCACCAUGUCUCAGCAAGCUGCUCCACCAACACAGCCCACAGUGCCAACCAGUUCCUUGGACCCACUCAAUAAAUCUGUCUCUCCACUACAACCACAAUCGCAGUACACCACAGAUAGAUCAUCUGUAAAACCAGUGGAAAAAUCAGCUGAACAACCACAGGGAGGAUUUAUGAGCUUUUUCAAGUCUGCCCUACUGAUCGAGGAGCCAACGCCAGAGCCCCCUAAACCCCUACAACCAUUGUCAAAACCACAAGAUAGAAAUGGUUCUACUGCUAGCUUACCUGGCAGCACAUCCCCAAAUAAACAGGAGGACACAGGAGCCUCUAAUCUUUUUGGGUCAAUAGGCAGCUUCUUUAGUGCAGAGUCUCCUCCAUCACAGCAACCAAAACCUGUUGUUAAAAAUGAGCCAAACAGAGUUGUUACACAAGGUUCUCAAUCAAGCCAAUCUCUACAGAAACAACAAACAAUGGAUGGAGUGCAACGUGGGGUACCACAUCCAGCUCCUGGUCAGCCACCAGGUAAAAGCAUGUCACAAGUAUUUCCUCCCAAUACAAGCACUGGCCCCACCCCAGGCCGAUCACAGACUAUGACACCAACCAGACAAACCAAACAGGAGCCACCCCCCAAACCAUCAGUUGGACUGUUCGGCUUUAUGGGAGAAAUUGGAGACAUGAUCUCUGGAACACCACCAACAACUACUACAACUACUACCAAAGAGGAAUCUCCUGGUAUGGGGUUAUUGUCCAUGUUUGGGGUGGCUAGUCCUCAGCAGGCACCAACCCAAACUGAGUCAUCUCAAGCACCUCCUCCAGAACCACAUGUUAAAAGUUUAUUCUCUAUGUUUGGGGGACCAUCGCAGGCGGCAACAUCACAGGCACCUCAAUCUGGGCCCAGUCCACCACAAGUUCAACCUCAAGCAGAGACUAGCUCUAUUCUUGGGGGGCUCUUUUCUGGUUCAUCUGCCAGUGAAAGCCCACCAAAAGGAUUAUUUUCUAUGUUUAGUGGCCCCAGUGCCCCACAACCUCCAGGACAAGCUGGGUCAUCUCCAGACUCCUCUGUCCCAGAAUCUACAGUGCCUAAAGAACCACCUACUAAAAAUGUGUUUUCCAUGUUCAGUGGCCCUCUGUCACCCCCACAAGCAAGCUCUGUUGACUCGGUAGCCACAGUACCUACUCCUGAGUGUGCCAAUGCCCAGAAGGAAUCCAUCUCAGGUAUUCCACCUCAGGAAGCUGCCCCACCUAAAGAGCCACCAGCUACAGCUGCCCCUCAAACUGCGGGUUCUGUGUUGGGAGGGUUGUUUGGAGGAUCUAGUCCGCAGCCAGCCACAACUGCCCCUCAAACUGCGGGUUCUAUGUUGGGAGGGUUGUUUGGAGGAUCUAGUCCGCAGCCAGCCACAACUGCCCCUCAAACUGCGGGUUCUAUGUUGGGAGGGUUGUUUGGAGGAUCUAGUCCGCAGCCAGCCACAACUGCCCCUCAAACUGCGGGUUCUAUGUUGGGAGGGUUGUUUGGAGGAUCUAGUCCGCAGCCAGCCACAACUGCCCCUCAAACUGCGGGUUCUAUGUUGGGAGGGUUGUUUGGAGGAUCUAGUCCGCAGCCAGCCACAACUGCCCCUCAAACUGCGGGUUCUAUGUUGGGAGGGUUGUUUGGAGGAUCUAGUCCGCAGCCAGCCACAACUGCCCCUCAAACUGCGGGUUCUAUGUUGGGAGGGUUGUUUGGAGGAUCUAGUCCGCAGCCAGCUACAACUGCUCCUCUGACUGUGGGUUCUAAGUUGGGAGGGUUGUUUGGAGGGCCUAGGCCCCAGCCAGCUACAACUGCCCCUCAAACUUCGGGUUCUGUGUUUGGGGGAUUGUUUGGAGGACCCAGUCCACCCCCAGCACCUAUUCAAACGGCAAAACCCCCUGAGAACAAAAUAUCAGCAGCUGCACCUCGCACAACUCAAGCAGAUGGCACUAUAAAAAUAAAAGAGCAGGGAAAUACACCUAAAGAUGGUACUGCAGUUGAGGCUGUUGAUUCUGCAAGCACAUUACCUACCCCUGAGUGUGCAGGUGCCCAAAAAGAAUCCAUCCCAGAUGGUGCACUUCAGGAAUCUGCUCCACCUAAAGAGCCAGAAACUCCUAAAGAGCCACCAGCUACAGACACUCCUCAAAAUGUAGGUUCAAUGUUUGGGGGAUCUAGUCCACAGCCAGCUGCCCCGCAAACUGCAGGUUCUAUGUUGGGAGGGUUGUUUGGAGGGUCUAGUCCCCAGCCAGCUACAACUGCCCCGCAAACUGCAGGUUCUAUGUUGGGAGGGUUGUUUGGAGGGUCUAGUCCCCAGCCAGCUACAACUGCCCCGCAAACUGCAGGUUCUAUGUUGGGAGGGUUGUUUGGAGGGUCUAGUCCCCAGCCAGCUACAACUGCCCCGCAAACUGCAGGUUCUAUGUUGGGAGGGUUGUUUGGAGGGUCUAGUCCCCAGCCAGCUACAACUGCCCCGCAAACUGCAGGUUCUAUGUUGGGAGGGUUGUUUGGAGGAUCUCAUCCCCAGCCAGCUACGGAUACUCCUCAAACAGAACCAACAAAACCCCCAGAGAACAAAAUAUCAACAGCUGUGUCUGAUACCACUCCAGAUACCAUUGCCAAAAUUAAAGAGCCGGGAGACACCCCUAAAGAUGGUACUGCAGUUGAGGCUAAAACCACAGCGCUUACCCCGGAGUGUGCCACUGCCCAAGAGGAAUCCAUCCCAAAGGGUGCACCUCAGGAACCUGCUCCACCUAAAGAGCCAGGAACCCCUAAAGAGCCAUCAGCUACAGGAUUUCUCUCCCUGUUUGGAGGGUCUAGUCCCCAGCCUUGCACAGCUACUCCUCAAACUGCUGGUUCUAUGUUGGGAGGGUUGUUUGGAGGGUCUAGUCCCCAGCCUGCUACAGCUGCCCCUCAAACUGCAAGUUCUAUGUUGGGAGGUCUGUUUGGAGGGUCCAGUCCCCAGCCAGCUACAGCUGCCCAUCAAACUGCGGGUUCUAUGUUGGGAGGUCUGUUUGGAGGGUCUAGUCCCCAACCAGCUACAGCUUCCCCGCAAACUGCAGGUUCUAUGUUCAGCGGUAUGUUAGGAGGGUUAAGUCCCCAGCCCGCAGCUACUUCUCAAACUGCAGCUUCUAUGUUUGGGGGGUUGUUCGGAGGGUCCACUCCCCAGCCAGCUAAAACUACUUCUCAAACAGCACCAGCAAGUCCCCCUGAGAAUAAAAUCUCAACAGCUGCCCCUGACACCACCACAGCAGAUAGCACUGACAAAAUGAAAGAGCCAGGAGACACUGGCACGGUUACUUUGCAUGAACACUCACAAUUAUCUGGGGCACCAAAACAACCUGACACCAAAACUCAGCCUCGGGAGUUGGUUGGCUUCAAACCUGAUGGUAAUGCUGUUGAAGUAGCACAGGGUCAAGGGUUUGAGAAACUUCCUGCUCCAGCUGUGGACUGUCAAUCAAAAGAAGCGGAAAUCCCUGCAUCAUCAGGGCAACCUGAUAAAACGGAACAGCCCUUAAAUUCAGAACCUCCAACGAAUGAUCAGUCCAGUUCUGGAAAAGAAAAGGCUGCAUUUGUGGAAGGAGAAGUAAUAGAUGAUAAGCCUAUUGUAAUUGUGGGAGAGCCUGAGAGUAAGGGAAUGGACAAAUCAGGCCCACCAGUGGAAAGUCCCCAGAAGAUUCCCCAAGCUGACCAGUUGACUAAGACUGAAGAGUCAGCCCCCAAAUCCCUGUUUGGGGGUUUUAUGACAGGAACCAGUGAUGCUGGAAAGUCUUUUGGAUCCAUGUUUUCAUCUCCCCCCACAAUUCCCAAAGCCCUUCCCACAAUGCCUCAAGCAGAAGCAGGUGGUGGUCUGUUCUCAGGAUUCAAAACUAUGUCUGCAGGCCUGUUUCAGGAGGAGAAGCCAGGCGCAGCAAAGCAAGAGCCAUCCACAGCCUCUCUAUUUGGGACAAAAUUAGGUUUCUGGGGGGCCGCUGCCGAACCUCCCAAGCCACCAGCUCCUCCGGUUAUUACCACUCAGCCCAAAGCUAAUGAUAAGCCAACCAAGGAGACAAGUGAUCAAAGUUCGUCCGGUGGAAAGUAGUCGCUUUGGGUCCUCUGGAAACCUGAGCCAGACCAGCUCCCAGCUUAGUGAGACAGGCCAGGAGAGUGCUCCAGGCUCGGGGCUGGAAGAGUCCUUCCACUCUUACCACAGUACCACCUUCUGCCCCUCUACCGCUGGCCAGCAACCCACCAACGAACACCUCCCCAGCAAUGGACACUCUGUUUUGGGGCAGGAGGAAUUGCGCAGACACUCCCUGGAUGUGGGGAAGAGCUUAAAUGGCUCUAUGAAGAGAUUGGACCACUCAGUUGAGAAAAUAUCCAAUAAAAUGCUGCAAAGUUUCCACGACAAUGGGCCUCCUUUGCCCUUCUCUCCAUCCAGAAUUCGCUGGUUGAAGGCCAUCAACAAAGUGAGGGUACAACUGCAGGAGGGACGAGAUGAUGGACCCAACUCCAGACAAGCUUGGAUCAAACCAGGCGGUGGAAGUGGUUUGUUUGGGAUUGACAGCAUGCCAGACCUUCGUAAGAGGAAGCCUAUACCUCUGGUCAGCGAUGUGUCACUGGUCCAGGCUAGAAAGGCUGGAAUCACCUCUUCCAUGGCCGCGCGCUCCUCCGUCAAAGACGAGGAGCUGAAGAACCACGUUUAUAAGAAGACUCUUCAGGCUCUGAUCUACCCCAUCUCCUGCACCACGCCCCAUAACUUUGAGGUGUGGACGGCCACCACGCCCACCUACUGCUAUGAGUGUGAGGGGCUGCUGUGGGGCAUUGCCCGCCAGGGCAUGAGGUGCUCCGAGUGUGGGGUUAAGUGUCACGAGAAGUGCCAGGAACUGCUGAAUGCUGACUGCCUGCAGCGUGCUGCGGAGAAGAGCUCCAAGCAUGGGGCUGAGGAUCGUACCCAGAACAUCAUCAUGGCCAUGAAGGACCGCAUGAAGAUCAGGGAGAGGAACAAGCCGGAGAUCUUUGACGUGAUCCGGGAUGUCUUUGUUGUCAGCAAGGCGAUCCACGCUCAGCAGAUGAAGACCAUCAAACAGAGUGUACUGGACGGAACCUCCAAGUGGUCGGCCAAGAUCACCAUCACAGUGCUGUGUGCCCAGGGACUGCAGGCCAAAGACAAGACGGGUUCCAGCGACCCCUACGUCACAGUCCAGGUGGGCAAGACCAAGAAGAGGACCAAAACCAUCUACGGCAACCUCAACCCUGUCUGGGAGGAGAAGUUCCACUUCGAGUGUCAUAACUCGUCGGACCGCAUCAAGGUGCGUGUGUGGGACGAGGACGAUGACAUCAAGUCCCGGGUGAAGCAGCGUCUGAAGAGAGAGUCCGACGACUUCCUGGGUCAGAGCAUCAUCGAGGUCCGCACGCUCAGCGGAGAGAUGGACGUCUGGUAUAACCUGGAGAAGAGGACCGACAAGUCGGCCGUGUCCGGCGCUAUUCGUCUCCACAUAAGUGUGGAGAUCAAGGGAGAGGAGAAAGUGGCUCCCUAUCACGUCCAGUACACCUGUCUACACGAGAACCUCUUCCACCACUCAACGGACGUUCUGGGCCAGGGGGUGGUGAGGAUCCCAGAUGCCAAAGGAGACGAUGCCUGGAAGGUGUACUUUGACGAGGUGGCCCAGGAGAUAGUGGAUGAGUUUGCCAUGCGAUACGGGAUCGAGUCAAUCUACCAGGCAAUGACGCACUUCGCCUGCCUGUCCUCUAAGUACAUGUGUCCUGGCGUUCCGGCAGUGAUGAGCACCCUGCUGGCCAACAUCAAUGCCUUCUACGCCCACACCACCGCCUCCACCAACGUCUCCGCCUCUGACCGCUUCGCCGCCUCCAACUUCGGGAAAGAGCGCUUUGUCAAGCUAUUGGAUCAACUCCACAACUCCUUGCGCAUUGACCUCUCCACAUAUAGGAACAACUUUCCUGCCAGCAGUAAGGAUCGUCUCCAGGACCUGAAGUCCACUGUGGACCUACUGACCAGCAUCACCUUCUUCAGGAUGAAGGUCCAGGAACUGCAGAGUCCCCCUAGAGCCAGUCAGGUGGUGAGGGACUGUGUUAAGGCCUGCCUCAACUCCACCUACGACUACAUCUUCAACAACUGCCAGGAGCUGUACAGCCGCCAGUACCAGCUGCUGGACACACACAAAGAGGAUCUUCCCCUGGAGGAGCAAGGCCCCAGCAUCAAGAACCUGGACUUCUGGCCCAAACUGAUCACCCUUAUAGUCUCCAUCAUAGAGGAGGACAGGAACUCCUACACACCUGUGCUCAACCAGUUCCCUCAGGAGCUGAAUGUGGGGAAGGUGUGUGCUGAAGUCAUGUGGGCGCUGUUCUCCCAGGACAUGAAGUAUGCCAUGGAGGAGCAUGAAAAGCACCGGCUGUGUAAGAGUGCCGACUACAUGAACCUGCACUUCAAGGUCAAGUGGCUGUACAAUGAGUAUGUGAAGGACCUGCCAAACUUCAAAGGGGUUGUACCCGACUACCCAUCGUGGUUCUUACAGUUUGUGCUGCAGUGGCUGGAUGAGAAUGAAAGCGUUUCCAUGGAGUUCAUGCAUGGAGCUCUGGAGAGAGACAAGAAAGAUGGAUUCCAGCAGACAUCUGAGCAUGCUCUCUUCUCUUGCUCGGUGGUGGACGUCUUCACCCAGCUCAACCAGAGCUUUGAGAUCAUCAAGAAACUGGACUGUCCUGACCCAAAGGUCAUGGCCCACUACAGCCGACGAUUCGCCAAGACUAUUGCCAAAGUUCUUCUGCAGUACAGUGCCAUUCUGACCAAGAGCUUCCCCUCCUACUCUGACAAAGAGAAGAUUCCCUGUGUACUGAUGAACAAUGUGCAGCAGUUGCGUAUCCAGCUGGAGAAGAUGUUUGAGUCCAUGGGUGCCAAACAGCUGGACACAGAAGCCAGUGACCUCCUGAAUGAGCUUCAGGUCAAGCUGAACAAUGUGCUGGAUGAGCUGAGUACCACGUUCGGAAACAGUUUCCAGGUUUGUAUUGAUGACUGUAUGAGACAGAUGGCCUCUCUGCUGUACCAGAUCAAGGGCCCAGUCAACGCCAACAGCCGCAACAUGGUGGAGGCCGACUCGGACAACGUGCUACGGCCACUUAUGGACUUCCUGGAUUCAAAGUUAACGCUGUUUGCCACAGCGUGUGAGAAGACUGUUCUAAAGCGGGUUCUGAAAGAGCUGUGGAGGAUUGUGAUGAGCAGCCUGGAGAAGACCAUCGUCCUGCCCCAAGGAAAUGACACCUUCGGCGCUCAGAUCCUGUCUGCAGCCAAGGAACUGGGGCAGCUCUCGAAGCUUAAAGAUCACAUGGCAGGAGAGGCCAAAAGCCUGACACCUAAACAGUGUGCUGUCAUGGAUAUAGCACUGGACACAAUCAAACAAUACUUCCAUGCAGGAGGGAACGGUCUGAAGAAGGCGUUCCUGGAGAAGAGUCCUGAGUUGACCUCACUACGCCACGCUCUGUCCCUUUACACACAGACCACAGACACGCUCAUCAAGACCUUCGUCACAACACAACAUACACAAGUGCACAAUGGGAAGGGUAUUAGGUUAACUCCCAACGAAAAAAUACAACCCUCCAGGGGGUCAGGAGUGGACAAGCCGGUGGGAGAGAUAUCCAUUCAGAUCGACCUAUUCACCCACCCUGGUACUGGGGAGCACAAAGUCACUGUCAAAGUGGUGGGAGCCAAUGAUCUGAAGUGGCAGACGUCUGGGAUGUUCCGGCCCUUUGUGGAGAUCACCAUGAUUGGACCCCACCUCAGUGACAAGAAGCGCAAGUUCCAAUCCAAGUCCAAGAACAACAGCUGGGCGCCCAAGUUCAACGAGACCUUCCACUUUAUCCUAGGUAAUGAGGAUGGCUUUGAGUGCUACGAGCUGCAGAUGUGUGUGAAGGACUACUGUUUUGGCCGUGCCGAUCGGGUGGUGGGCAUGGCUGUGAUGCAGCUGCGGGAUGUGGCAGAGAAGGGCAGUGUGGCGUGCUGGUGCCCCCUGGGUCAGCGGGUCACCAUGGACGAGACCGGCCUCACCGCCAUGCGCAUCCUCUCCCAGCGCUCCAACGACGAGGUGGCCAAGGAGUUCGUCAAGCUCAAGUCUGAGUUACGCUCUGAGGAGGAGGGCAGAUGAGGUCUUCCUGAAGGAGGGGUGUGAAGGGCCUCUAGUAAAGUGGGAAGUAAUAGGAGCGCAUUGACUACUACUACGUUGGACUAAUAAUGUCCCCUGGCUGCUACUGGCUGUUUGAUGGACACUGGUUCACCAUCACACUGUCACUCACUGUGUUUUUCUCAGACUCCACCUUUUGUGUCCCUCACUCACCAUCUCCUACACAUACGUAGUUAGUUUCUCUCUCACUCAAUGGUUAUUAGGCACAAUCUCACACGAUAUUGUACUUAUGUUGGUUCGCCAGUCUGGCACUAUGGACAUGACAUGGGCGCUAUAUGCCAAUCAAUUCCUGCCAGCCUGUAUGUACUUAAGUACAGGGUCUCCCCCUCACCCCACAAUCCCCCUCAGUGUUCAUGUGCAAUACCCCCCAACUGUGGCCAUAUGUUUGAUGCCUUACACUUUAGAAGCUGUGAAUGUGUGAAGUUCAGACACAAAACUGUAACUGUAGUAGAAAGCUGUUUAUCUUCCUCAAUCUCUCUUUAGUGUUCUUCAGGAUCCAUGUUCAUCUCAUUGAUGCCACUAUUAGGGUCAAAAUGCAGGAUGUCGUUGUUGGUGUUUUGUUCGAAGUAGAUUCACCUGGUUUCUAUCGUUUGGACUUCUACUGCAUGUCAAGUACCCUACUCCUAAAUAUAGUGUACAAAUCCACUGUUUUUCCCUGUAGAAAAGUGAAGUGUGUUUUUUUUUCUUGUAUUGAAAUUAGUGCCGUGUGGUGGUUCUGAAGUGAGUUUUGUCUCCCCUCUAUUUUUUGACAUGAGGUACUGUAACGGCAACAGCACUCGAGUAAAGGGUUUGUAAGUUGUGUGCCUUGUCAAGUAUUGGGCUCCUAUUCAUAACCCAUUAGUCCCAUACAGUGUUAACAAUGCACUUUGAAUAAGAUUUACUGUAACACUUUUUAGUCUAAAUUGUCAAAUGUUCUUAACACAAGGGCUGCCUUCUAUCCAGAGAAACUUCCUUUUAAGGAUAAGAGUGGUGAGCACUUUUUAAUAUGGACUAUUGCUUCUUACAUCAAAAACGGCAAUGAUGUAUGUAGGGCCCCUGUCUUGAACUUAGUAAUCACUGCUAAAUAACCCUGUUGAAUACAACAUUUUACAAACAUUUGGCUAAUGUUGCCAACCCUCAAUGACAGCCAUUUUGUUUAUAGUUUUUAUGUAUUUAUUCCAUAUGUAUACUCUGGUCUACUUUGCAAACAGAGGGCUGCUAGAUGGAGUUUGAGUAUAGUUUUCAAAGUGGUUUUGAAUUGCUUUUUACUGCAGUUUUCUAGCAGGACCCUACAGAUACUAACUGGACCUAGAGGGUCUUUUGGGACCAGAGGAGUUAAAAUGAUUUUAAUCUCAGAUGAGGGAAAGGCUAGCCUCGUAUGGUUCGUAACGAGGCUAGGAAAAGGCAGUCCAAACUCUCGGCUUGCAAAUAUUUUUCAGCUAUGUUUCCUUGUAUCUCUGAGUGGCCUUACAUUGGUGAUAAUAGAAGAUUUAUAUAUACAUGUUUUUACCCCCCAUUUUCUGUGUAUUUCUUUUGUCUCACAACGAUACAGAGGGUUGGUCAAUUUGACCUAAAUCAACCGUAUCAGACUGAUAUUGUCUGUGAUUUUCCUUAUUGUUGUUACUUUAUUUUUGUUUUUAAUUUUAUUGGAGGAUUUAUAUUUGUUUAGAUGUAUUCAUUUUCUGAGAUACAGUAUUUAUAUUUUCGUUAUUUUCUAUUUUGAUCUUAAAAAAUGUUUGAGUGAUGUUCAGUACGGUAUCAUGAGUUUAUUGGAUCUACAGUAUACAGGAAGGGGUAAUGCAUGCCUGUCAUAUCCCUGAUAGAAACGAGGAGAAUGUUUUGCUAUUUGUCAAGUAACACUGCCGUUGUCCAUACAAUAAUAGUCAGUUUGAUGUUCACACAAAGAAGAAAACUGCAACAUCACUGUUAAAGCUAUAUCUGGGCUUUAUAUGCAGAAUCUACAGUACCAAUGUGAAUACAUCUUUUGGGCUGUUGAUUUAGGAGAAAAUGUCUACUUCUAAGGAGGGCAUUGCCACUCAAAUACAUGUUCCUUGUGCCAAGCUGUGCAAGAGUUCACUUUUUGUUUCAUUUACAUUUUUUAAACCUUGUGAAGAAUUGCACUAUAAUUAAAUCACUACAAUAGUUAGCACGUGUUGUAUGUCCGAGUAACUGGACUUUUGUGAAGUUUUAUUUGUAUUUUGCAACUGGAAAAAUCAUGGUAUUGAUCAUUAAAAUGUGUACAUUACAAUUUAUUAAUUUUGUAUAAAGUAUUUAAGAAAUAGCUA